AUGAAAUUUUUAGUAGUGUUGGUUGCCGUAACGGCUUUAAGCGCUGGUAGCGCAAUCCCCGUCGUUCCGGGAGAUAACAGUCACUAUGUGGAGGGUGAAAGCCGCUACAUCUGGAUGCCGGAUGGUGAAGGGAUUCCUCAUCUAGUAGACUUGCACGAGCCGGCUCACGAAUACUUGAUUCAGCCUAGAAAUGGUGCCAACAACGCAUACUGGCUUUUUACAAGGCAAAAUCGCAACAACCACCAGGUCCUUGUCGAUGGAGAUAUAAAUUCUGUUAGGAAUUCCAACUACAAUGCUAACCGUCCUCUGAAAGUGAUCGUUCACGGAUGGAACAGUGAUGGAAACUCAGCAAUAAACCCUCAAGUCACUUCUGCUUUCCUAGAUGCUCAAGACUGUAACGUUAUUGUUGUGGAUUGGAGACGGGUCGCUAGUGGGUUAUACACAACUUCUGUGAGGGGUGUUCCAGGUGUAGGAGAGUAUCUUGGAAGAUUCCUCGUGUGGUUAAUUAAUAAUGCUGGUGGUAACUGGAACAACGUCCACUUAGUUGGAUUCAGUUUAGGUGCUCACGUUGUCGGUAAUGCCGGCCGUACCGCAGGCAGACUGCCUUCCCGUAUUACAGGACUUGACCCCGCUGGUCCUCAAUGGGGUGGAAACUCGAACGCUCUGAAUCGAAAUGAUGGUCAAUACGUUGAGACGAUCCAUACUGAUGGUGGGCUUCUUGGUAUCUUCAACCAGAUUGCCGACGCUGACUUCUACCCCAAUGGAGGAAGAAAUCCUCAGCCGGGUUGCUGGAUAAGCACCUGUUCACAUAGCCGGGCAUACGAACUAUUUGCUGCAACUGUUCGAAACAACCAUCUCAACGGCAGGGCUUGUUCAAACACCAAUCAAGUUUCAAAUCCAAAUCAAUGUACUGGUGCCACUCUACAAAUGGGUAACGGAAUCGCAAAUAAGAGAGGAUCUGGUAUCUUCGCCCUUACGACCGGCAACUCGUUUCCAUUUUAA
Messenger RNA from Arctia plantaginis, 1002 nucleotides. The record is from the annotation of a GenBank genome assembly. NCBI's taxonomy places the organism in Eukaryota, Metazoa, Arthropoda, Insecta, Lepidoptera, Erebidae.